Messenger RNA from Salvia hispanica, 2050 nucleotides. RefSeq names its product threonine dehydratase 1 biosynthetic, chloroplastic-like. Gene Ontology annotation, molecular function: L-serine ammonia-lyase activity; pyridoxal phosphate binding; threonine deaminase activity. NCBI's taxonomy places the organism in Eukaryota, Viridiplantae, Streptophyta, Magnoliopsida, Lamiales, Lamiaceae. Gene Ontology annotation, biological process: L-threonine catabolic process; L-serine catabolic process. The record is from RefSeq and is a predicted model, not a curated record.
UUGGCUUAUAAUUUUAUUUAAGUACCUAUGAGAUUUAGCAUGUCUUAAAUUACAUUUAUAAACAGAGCAAGGCUUUCAACUCCAUUGCAGGAAUCUUACGUACACAGAUUCAAUUGCAAAAUGGAAGUCCUCCGUUUCGUCCCUGCGCAGUCGCCUCUCCGCCGCUCCACAUUUUCCGGCAGCGAGACAGUUCCGAGAUCUUUUGCAGUUGCGGUGUUCAGUCUGCCAUCGCCGAUUUUGUCCAACGCCACACCGCUGCCGGAGGAGGUGGUUCCGCCGAGCUCGCUGCAGUGCGAGAGCGGAUAUCUGCUGCCAAAUAGGUACAGUGGCAACUCUGCUGGUGGAGAUGGCACGCUGAAUGCAAUGGAAUAUCUGACGAGUAUUCUGUCGUCGAAGGUGUAUGACGUGGCCUAUGAGUCGCCAUUGCAGCUGGCGUCCAAGCUGUCUGAUAGGUUGGGUGCCAACCUAUGGCUCAAACGAGAGGAUUUUCAGCCUGUAUUUUCAUUCAAGAUUCGUGGGGCUUACAAUAUGAUGGCAAAUCUUUCAAAGGAACAACUUGAAAGAGGAGUGAUAUGUUCGUCAGCCGGAAAUCAUGCACAGGGCGUAGCAUUAGCUGCCCAAAAAUUGGGAUGUAAUGCUGUGAUUGUAAUGCCUGUUACUACUCCAGAAAUAAAGUGGAGAUCGGUUGAAAGACUAGGGGCGACUGUAGUGAUUGUGGGCGAUUCAUAUGAUGAAGCACAAGCUUUCGCAAAAAAGCAGGCCGAAGAGGACGGUCGCACAUUUGUUCCUCCCUUUGAUCACCCUGAUGUGAUCACAGGGCAGGGAACAGUAGGCAUGGAAAUUGUGCGACAGAUGAAAGGACCCAUAGAGGCAAUAUUUGUACCGGUUGGUGGUGGUGGACUUAUAGCUGGCAUUGCUGCCUAUGUAAAAAGGGUCUCUCCCGAAGUCAAAAUUAUUGGAGUUGAACCUUUUGAUGCCAAUGCAAUGGCGUUAUCGUUGCACCAUGGCCGGAGAGUAGUGUUGGAUCAUGUGGGAGGCUUCGCUGACGGUGUAGCAGUCAAGGCAGUCGGUGAGGAGACUUUUCGUCUUUGCAAGGAACUGGUAGAUGGAAUAGUUCUUGUUAGCCGUGAUGCUAUUUGUGCAUCAAUAAAGGACAUGUUUGAGGAGAAAAGGAGUAUUUUAGAACCUGCAGGUGCCCUUUCCCUGGCUGGAGCUGAGGCUUAUUGCAAGUACUAUGGACUCAAGGGUGCUAAUGUAGUAGCUGUGACAAGUGGUGCUAACAUGAAUUUUAAUAGACUGAGAGUCGUAACUGAGCUAGCAGAUGUCGGUAGACACCGUGAAGCUGUAUUGGCAACUUACAUGCCAGAGGAGCCAGGAAGCUUUAAGCGGCUUUGUGAGCUUGUCGGACUUAUGAAUAUCACUGAACUCAAAUACAGAUUCAAUCCAGAUAAAGAAAAAUCUCUAGUACUAUACAGUGUUGGUCAUCACACAAAAGCAGAACUUGGUGCAAUGAUGGAAAGACUAAAAUCGUCCCAACUACAUACUAUUAAUCUCACAAAGAAUGACUUGGUGAAAGAUCAUUUGCGACAUCUGAUGGGAGGCCGAUCAAAUGUCAAAGAUGAGCUACUGUGUCGCUUUGUUUUCCCUGAGAGGCCAGGAGCCGUAGUGAAGUUUUUAGACGCUUUUACUCCACGUUGGAAUAUUAGUCUCUUCCAUUACCGCGGACAGGGGGAAACUGGUGCUAAUGUGUUGGUUGGCAUCCAAGUCUCUGAUGCUGAGAUGGGAGAGUUUCGGGAGCGUGCAAAUAGUCUUGGUUACGAGUAUGAAAUGGAAACUGAAAAUGAGGCUUUCCAGCUUCUGAUGCGUUGAACAUACAGGCGACUUAUCUUGUCAGGUUUAUAAGUUGUCAAAAAUGAACUGUUUAUAGUUCAAUAAUUAUGAAGAGUAUGAGGCGACUUGUUUAUUUGUGUAUCAAAAUAUGACAAUGCAAUGAGUGAUGCUCUCACAUCAAGGUCUAUAACUAAUAAACAAAAUCAAAUUAAUAGUUUAA